AUGGCUUACAGCCCGCUCAAUAUCCCAGACAAUCUCUACGUCGGAGGCCUCUGGGCACUCCGUCGUUCCGAUCAGCUGUCCGAAAAGGGCAUCACUCAUAUCCUGUCGCUAUACGGAUUCCCGCCUGAUUCUCUCAAGAACUUCAAGGAAGAGCCAUGGUCCGUGUACGGAAAGGAAUACCAACACUUCGUCAUUGAUAUUGACGAUGUCGAAGAGACGGACAUCCUGGUUGAGUUUCCGAAAGCCGUCAAGUUUAUUGAUGGAGGCCUCAACAGUGUCAGCCAGGCAGGUAAACCUGGCGGAGUCUUUGUACACUGCGCUGCCGGCAAGUCUCGUUCCGUCUCCUGUAUUAUAGCUUUCCUGCUAUGGAAGUAUCCCAACAAGUUCGAUGCCUCGGCUAAAUCUGGUACCCCAAAGCCUCGGGCAGAGACAGCCGAGGAAGCCGUCAACGCCGCUCUCACCCUGAUUCGGCAAACGCGGCCCAUGGCAGAACCCAAUGAUGGAUUCAUGGAGCAGUUGCGCAUGUGGUGGACCAUGGAAUGUCCAGAAGACGUCGAAGAACAGCCAUUAUAUCAGCGCUGGGCAUAUCAACGAGAAGUCAGCGAAAGCCUAGCUGUGGGACAGGCUCCGUCACGCCUGCGUUUCGAGGAUGAGCAAGCAGAAAAGCUUGACUCCACGGGAUCGAGCUUGCGCUGUAAGAAAUGCCGUCGUGUGCUUGCAACAGCCCAGUACAUUGCCAAACACAAGCCUAGCAACGGCUCGGCUAGCUGCCAGCACAUCUUCAUUGAGCCCUUGAGUUGGAUGCGCCCCGAGCUGGAGCAAGGAACUCUCAAUGGCCGAUUGAAUUGCCCCAACGGUCGCUGUGGCGCUGCCGUGGGACGUUACGAUUGGAAAGGAUUCAAGUGCUCGUGCGGUGCCUGGCUUACACCCGCGUUCUCGCUGCAACGAGCCAGAGUCGACGAAGCCGCUGCGCCUGUGUCUGGUCCCGGCGGCAGUCUGGGCAUACGGGUUCCGCCCGGUUCCGGGCGCGGGAAUCUCUGA
Molecule: messenger RNA, 1041 nt
Organism: Akanthomyces muscarius
Lineage: Eukaryota; Fungi; Ascomycota; Sordariomycetes; Hypocreales; Cordycipitaceae
Exons: 2
Coding region: 1-1041 (346 amino acids)
Biological process (GO): protein dephosphorylation
Cellular component (GO): nucleus
Molecular function (GO): protein tyrosine/serine/threonine phosphatase activity
Source: RefSeq, a predicted model, not a curated record